This is a messenger RNA of Mandrillus leucophaeus (drill), 15393 nucleotides long. RefSeq names its product mucin-5B-like. Gene Ontology annotation, cellular component: extracellular matrix. Gene Ontology annotation, molecular function: protein binding. The record is from RefSeq and is a predicted model, not a curated record. NCBI's taxonomy places the organism in Eukaryota, Metazoa, Chordata, Mammalia, Primates, Cercopithecidae.
AUGGGUGUCGGCCAGAGGAAGCUGGCCCCACUCUGGACCCUGGCUCUUGCUCUGGCCUGCACCCGGCACACAGGCCAUGCCCAGGACGGCUCCUCCGAAUCCAGCUACGAGCACCACCCUGCCCUCUCUCCCAUCGCCCAGGGACCUGGUGGGGUCCCGCCCCGUGGGGUGACUCUCUUCCCGCCUCUGAGGACCAUCCCCGUGGUACGAGCCUCCAACCCGGCACACAACGGGCGGGUGUGCAGCACCUGGGGCGACUUCCACUACAAGACCUUCGACGGCGACGUCUUCCGCUUCCCCGGCCUCUGCAACUACGUGUUCUCCGAGCACUGCGGCGCCGCCUACGAGGACUUCAACGUCCAGCUGCGCCGCAGCCAGGAGUCAGCAGCCCCCACGCUGAGCAGGGUCCUCAUGAAGGUGGAUGGCGUGGUCAUCCAGCUGACCAACGGCUCUGUCCUGGUCAACGGCCGCCCGGUCCUGCUGCCCUUCAGCCAGUCUGGGGUCUUCAUUCAGCAGAGCAGCAGCUACACCAAGGUGGAGGCCAGACUGGGCCUUGUCCUCAUGUGGAACCACGAUGACAGUCUGCUGCUGGAGUUGGACGCCAAAUAUGCCAACAAGACCUGUGGGCUCUGUGGAGACUUCAACGGGAUGCCCGUGGUCAGCGAGCUCCUCUCCCACAACAUCAAGCUGACUCCCAUGGAGUUUGGGAACCUGCAGAAGAUGGACGACCCCACGGAGCAGUGUGAGGACCCUGUCCCUGAACCCCCGAGGAACUGCUCCACUGGCUCUGGCAUCUGCGAGGAGCUCCUGAAUGGUCAGCUGUUCUCCAGCUGUGUGGCCCUGGUGGACGUCGGCAGCUACCUGGAGGCCUGCAGGCAAGACCUCUGCUUCUGCGGAGGCACCGACCUGCUCAGCUGCGUCUGCCACACCCUCGCGGAGUACUCCCGGCAGUGCGCCCACGCCGGGGGGCUGCCCCAGGACUGGCGGGGCCCUGACCUCUGCCCCCAGACGUGCCCCAGCAACAUGCAGUACCACGAGUGCCGCUCCCCCUGCACAGACACCUGCUCCAACCAGGAGCACUCCCGGGCCUGCGAGGACCACUGUGUGGCCGGCUGCUUUUGCCCUGAGGGGACGGUGCUCGAUGACGUCGGCCAGACCGGCUGUGUCCCUGCGUCACAGUGUGCCUGCGUCUACAACGGCACUGCCUAUGCCCCGGGGGCCACCUACUCCACAGACUGCACCAACUGCACCUGCUCCGGAGGCCGGUGGAGCUGCCAGGAGGUUCCAUGCCCGGGUACCUGCUCUGUGCUUGGAGGUGCCCACUUCUCGACGUUUGACGAGAGGCACUACACGGUGCACGGGGACUGCGGCUAUGUGUUGACCAAGCCCUGUGACAGCAGUGCCUUCACUGUACUGGCUGAGCUGCGCAGGUGUGGGCUGACGGACAGCGAGACCUGCCUGAAGAGCGUGACACUGAGCCUGGACGGGGCGCAGACGGUGGUGGUGAUCAAGGCCAGCGGGGAAGUGUUCCUGAACCAGAUCUACACCCAGCUGCCCAUCUCUGCAGCCAACGUCACCAUCUUCAGACCUUCGACCUUCUUCAUCAUCGCCCAGACCAACCUGGGCCUGCAGCUGGACCUGCAGCUGGUACCCACCAUGCAGCUGUUCGUGCGGCUGGCGCCCAAGCUCCGAGGGCAGACCUGCGGUCUCUGUGGGAACUUCAACAGCAUCCAGGCCGAUGACUUCCGGACCCUCAGUGGGGUGGUGGAGGCCACGGCCGCAGCCUUCUUCAACACCUUCAAGACCCAGGCCGCCUGUCCCAACAUCAGGAACAGCUUCGAAGACCCCUGCUCCCUGAGUGUGGAGAACGUCCCCAGGAUGGGUGCCCUGAGCACGUGCCGGACGCUGGUGUUGGCUCUGGCGGCCGUGCUCCUGGUGCAGCAGGCAGAGACCCAGGGCCCUGCGGAGCCGAGCUGGGGCAGUGCAGGGCACACCACAGAUGGCGGCGCCCCGACGUCCUCGCCCACCCGGCGUGUGAGCUUUGUUCCACCCGUCACUGUCUUCCCCAGCCUGAGCCGUAAGCAGACGCCGUCCCUGCCGGCUGGGAAGGGGGUGUUUGCCAGCCCCAAAGGUGGGGGCCCAGAUCUAGGGGUGCAGCUGCCACCAGCCCUGAACCCGGCACACAACGGGCGGGUGUGCAGCACCUGGGGCGACUUCCACUACAAGACCUUCGACGGUGACGUCUUCCGCUUCCCUGGCCUCUGCAACUACGUGUUCUCUGAGCACUGCGGCGCCGCCUAUGAGGACUUCAACGUCCAGCUACGCAGAGGCCUGGUGGGCUCCAGGCCUGUGGUCACCCGUGUUGUCAUCAAGGCCCAGGGGCUGGUGCUAGAGGCGUCCAAUGGCUCUGUCCUCGUCAACGGGCAGCGGGAGGAGCUGCCUUACAGCCGCACUGGGCUCCUGGUGGAGCAGAGCGGGGACUACGUCAAGGUCAGCAUCCGGCUGGUCCUGACCUUCCUGUGGAACGGAGAGGACAGUGCCCUGCUGGAGCUGGACCCCAAAUACGCCAACCAGACCUGUGGCCUGUGCGGGGACUUCAACGGCCUCCCAGCCUUCAACGAGUUCUAUGCCCACAACGCCAGACUGACCCCGCUCCAGUUUGGGAACCUGCAGAAGUUGGAUGGGCCCACGGAGCAGUGCCCGGACCCGCUGCCCUUGCUGGCCAGCAACUGCACAGAUGAGGAAGGCAUUUGCCACCACACCCUGCUGGGGCCGGCCUUUGCAGAGUGCCACGCACUGGUGGACAGCGCCCCAUACCUGGCUGCCUGCGCCCAGGACCUGUGCCGCUGCCCCACCUGCCCGUGCGCCACCUUUGUGGAAUACUCACGCCAGUGCGCCCACGCGGGGGGCCAGCCGCAGAACUGGAGGCACCCUGAGCUCUGCCCCCGGACCUGCCCCGUCAACAUGCAGCACCGGGAGUGUGGCUCACCCUGCGUGGACACCUGCUCCAACCCCCAGCGUGCGCAGCUCUGCGAGGACCACUGUGUGGACGGCUGCUUCUGCCCCCCAGGCAGGUCUCGCAUGUUUUCAGGUCCCUGCACGGUGCUGGAUGAUGUCACGCACUCUGGCUGCCUGCCCCUCGGGCAGUGCCCCUGCACCCACGGUGGCCGCACCUACAGCCCGGGCGCCUCCGUCAACACCACCUGCAGCUCCUGCACCUGCUCUGGGGGGCUGUGGCAGUGCCAGGACCUGCCGUGCCCUGGCACCUGCUCCGUGCAGGGCGGGGCCCACAUCACCACCUAUGACGAGAAACUUUACGACCUGCAUGGCGACUGCAGCUACGUUCUCUCCAAGAAAUGUACUGAUGGCAGCUUCACCGUGCUGGCCGAACUGCGGAAGUGUGGACUGACGGACAACGAGAACUGCCUGAAGGCCGUGACGCUCAGCCUAGACGGCGGGGACACGGCCAUCCGGGUCCAGGCAGACGGCAGCGUGUUCCUCAACUCCAUCUACACGCAGCUGCCCCUGUCGGCAGCCAACAUCACCCUGUUCACACCCUCGAGCUUCUUCAUCGUGGUGCACACAGGCCUCGGGCUGCAGCUGCUGGUGCAGCUGGUGCCGCUCAUGCAGGUGUUUGUCAGGCUGGACCCCGCCCACCAGGGCCAGAUGUGCGGCCUGUGUGGGAACUUCAACCAGAACCAGGCUGACGACUUCGCAGCCCUCAGCGGGGUGGUGGAGGCCACAGGCGCAGCCUUCGCCAACACCUGGAAGGCCCAGGCCGCCUGCGCCAAUGCCAGGAACAGCUUUGAGGACCCCUGCUCCCUCAGUGUGGAGAAUGAGAACUACGCCCGGCACUGGUGCUCACGCCUGACUGACCCCACCGGCUCCUUCUCGCGCUGCCACUCUGUCAUCAACCCCAAGCCCUUCCACUCGAACUGCCUGUUUGACACCUGCAACUGUGAGCGGAGCGAGGACUGCCUGUGCGCCGCGCUGUCCUCCUAUGUGCACGCCUGUGCCGCCAAAGGCGUGCAGCUCAGCGGCUGGAGGGACGGCGUCUGCACCAAGUACAUGCAGCACUGCCCCAAGUCCCAGCGCUAUGCCUACGUGGUGGACGCCUGCCAGCCGACUUGCCGAGGCCUGAGUGAGGCCGACGUCACCUGCAGCGUUUCCUUUGUGCCUGUGGACGGCUGCACCUGCCCCACGGGCACCUUCCUCAAUGACGCGGGCGCCUGUGUGCCCGCCCGGGAGUGCCCCUGCUAUGUUCACGGCACCGUGCUGGCUCCUGGGGAGGUCGUGCACGACGAAGGCGCUGUGUGUUCGUGUGAGGGUGGGAAGCUGAGCUGCCUGGGAGCCUCUCUGCAGAAAAGCACAGGGUGUGUGGCCCCCAUGGUGUACCUGAACUGCAGCAACAGCUCGGCGGGCACCCCUGGGGCCGAGUGCCUCCGGAGCUGCCACACGCUGGACGUGGGCUGUUUCAGCACACACUGCGUGUCCGGCUGUGUCUGUCCCCCGGGGCUGGCCACCUACAAACCUGGAGACACCAUCAGGGUCGACUGCAACACCUGCACCUGCAGGAACCGGAGGUGGGAGUGCAGCCACCGGCUCUGCCUAGGCACCUGCGUGGCCUAUGGGGAUGGCCACUUCAUCACCUUUGAUGGCGAGCGUUACAGCUUUGAAGGCAGUUGCGAGUACAUCCUGGCCCAGGACUACUGUGGGGACGACGCCACCCAUGGGACCUUCCGCAUCGUCACGGAGAACAUCCCCUGUGGGACCACCGGCACCACCUGCUCCAAGGCCAUCAAGCUCUUCGUGGAGGUGAGAGCGGCCCCGGCUGUGACCCCUGACCCUGCAGCCAGCGAGCCGGCCCCCAGGGAAGCUUCGGUCAGCUUCCGGCCGCGUCUGCCUCCCCUGCAGAGCUACGAGCUGAUCCUCCAGGAGGGCGCCUUUAAGGCAGUGGCGAGGGGGCCGGGCGGGGACCCGCCCUACAAGAUCCGCUACAUGGGGAUCUUCCUGGUCAUCGAGACCCGCGGGAUGGCCGUGUCCUGGGACCGGAAGACCAGCGUGUUCAUCCGACUGCACCAGGACUACAAGGGCAGGGUCUGCGGCCUGUGCGGGAACUUCGACGACCAUGCCAUCAAUGACUUUGCCACGCGUAGCCGGUCCGUGGUGGGGGACGCGCUGGAGUUUGGGAACAGUUGGAAGCUCUCCCCGUCCUGCCCAGACGCCCUGGCGCCCAAGGACCCCUGCACGGCCAACCCCUUCCGCAAGUCCUGGGCCCAGAAGCAGUGCAGCAUCCUCCAUGGUCCCACCUUCGCCGCCUGCCGCUCCCAGGUUGACUCCACCAAGUACUACGAGGCCUGCGUGAACGACGCAUGUGCCUGUGACUCGGGUGGUGACUGCGAGUGUUUCUGCACGGCUGUGGCUGCCUACGCCCAGGCUUGCCACGACGCAGGCCUGUGUGUGUCCUGGCGGACUCCAGACACCUGCCCUUUGUUCUGUGACUUCUACAACCCACACGGGGGCUGUGAGUGGCACUACCAGCCCUGCGGGGCACCCUGCCUAAAAACCUGCCGGAACCCCAGUGGGCACUGCCUGGUGGACCUGCCUGGCCUGGAAGGCUGCUACCCGAAGUGCCCACCCAGCCAGCCCUUCUUCAAUGAGGACCAGAUGAAGUGCGUGGCCCAGUGUGGCUGCUACGACAGGGAUGGAAACUACUAUGACGUUGGCGCAAGAGUCCCCACAGCGGAGAACUGCCAGAGCUGUAACUGCACGCCCAGUGGCAUCCAGUGCGCUCACAGCCUUGAGGCCUGCACCUGCACCUAUGAGGACAGGAUCUACGGCUACCAGGAUGUCAUCUACAACACCACCGAUGGGCUUGGUGCCUGUUUGAUCGCCAUCUGUGGAAGCAACGGCACCAUCAUCAGGAAGGCUGUGGCGUGUCCUGGAACUCCGGCCACAACGCCAUUCACCUUCACCACUAGCUGGGUCCCCCACUCCACGACAAGCCCGGCCCUCCCAGUCUCCACUGUGUGUGUCCGAGAGGUCUGCCGCUGGUCCAGCUGGUACAACGGGCACCACCCAGAGCCUGGUCUGGGAGGCGGAGACUUCGAGACGUUUGAAAACCUGAGGCAGAGAGGGUACCAGGUGUGCCCUGUGCCAGCCGACAUCGAGUGCCGGGCAGGGCAGCUUCCCGACAUGCCACUGGGAGAGCUGGGCCAGCAGGUGGACUGUGACCGCGUGAGGGGGCUGAUGUGCGCCAACAGCCAGCAGAGCCCCCCGCUCUGUCACGACUAUGAGCUGCGGGUUCUCUGCUGUGAAUACGUGCCCUGUGGCCCCUCCCUGGCCCCAGGCACCAGCCCCCAGCCCUCCCUCAGUGCCAGCACGGAGCCUGCUGUGCCUACCCCUACCCAGACCACAGCAACCGAAAAGACCACCCUGUGGGUGAUCCCGAGCAUCCAGUCAACAGCGGCCCUCACCUCACAGACUGGGUCCAGCUCAGGCCCCACGACGGUCACCUCCCUGGCCCCAGGUACCACCACCUGCCAGCCCCGGUGUCAGUGGACAGAGUGGUUUGAUGAGGACUACCCCAAGUCUGAACAACUUGGAGGGGACGUUGAGUCCUACGAUAAGAUCAGGGCUGCAGGAGGGCACUUAUGUGAGCAGCCUAAGGACAUAGAGUGCCAGGCCGAGAGCUUCCCCAACUGGCCCCUGGCUCAGGUGGGGCAGAAGGUGCACUGUGACGUCCGCUUCGGCCUGGUGUGCAGGAACUGGGAGCAGGAGGGCAUAUUCAAGAUGUGCUACAACUACAGGAUCCGGGUCCUGUGCUGCAGUGCCGACCACUGCGGGGGACGAGCCACGACCCCACCACCGGCCACAUCGCUGGAGACAGCCACCACCACCACCACCAGCACCCAGGUCCUGUUCUCAACGCUGCAGUCAACGAGUAGCCUGGGGGUGACCAGCACCACAGCAGUCCCCACCCUCUCAAAAGGACUGACAUCCCCCAGAUACACGGGCACCCUUGGUACAGCCACCACAGGAGGCCCCACGGUUCCUGCAGGCUCCACAGAACCCACUGUCCCAGGGGUGGCCACAUCCAGCAUUCCAACACACUCAGUCCUGCCAGGGACCACGGGGAGUUCGGGCACAUGGCGUCCCUCACAGCCACCCACGCCAGCCCCAACGACAAUGGCAACCUCCAGAGCUCACCUGACAGGCACAACCAGCUCCAGCUCCAAACAGCCGCUGACCACGAGCCUGGCACCGACACUCUCGAGCGAACUGUUCACCUCUCAGGCCGAGACCAGCACCCCCAGGACAGAGACGACACUGAGCCGCUUGACUGAGACCACCACUAGCCAGAGCACUACCCGCUGUCAACCGAAGUGUGAGUGGAGGACCACCCACACCUCCACAACGCUAACCACCACGGCCACCACAACCCAGGCCACUGGCUCCACGGCCACCCUCUUCACCUCAGGAACAGCUCACACCUCUAAAGUGCUGACCACCAUGGCCAUCACCACAAGCUCCACGGCCACCCCCUCCUCCAGCCCAGGGACUGCAAGCACCCUUACGGCACUUACCACAACCACCACACCCACAACCAGCGGCUACACAGUGACCCCCUCCUCCAUCCCAGGGACCACCCACACCCCCACAGUGCUGACCAACACCACCAUAACUGUGGCCACUGGCUCCAUGGCAACACCCUCCUCUAGCCCACAGACCACUGGUACACCCCCAGCACUGGCCACCACGGGCACGACAGUCACGGCCACAGGCUCCACCACCACCCCCUCCUCCACUCCAGGGACAACUCCCAUCUCUCCAGUGCUGACCACCAUGGCCACCACACCUACAGCCACCAGCACCACAGUGGCUCCCUCCUCUGCCCUAGGGACCACCUAUACACCCCCAGUGCUGUCCACCACGGCCACCACACAUGGGCGAUCCCAGCUCCCCGAGAGUCCCCGCACGGUACCCACAGCCCGGACUUCCAUGGCCACCUCGGGCACCACCCACAUCACAGAGUCAUCCACGGUGACUUCCCACACCCCAGUAGGAACCACCGGUACCACCCCACACUCAAGUCCAGCCCUGUCCAGCCCUCACACUCACAGCAGAACCACUGAGUCACCCUCUUCUCCAGGGAAGACCACCCUGGGCCUCACCACGGCCACAACCAGUGAGACCCACACCUCGACCCUGCUGCCCAGCAGCCCCACAUCGGCCCCCAUGACCCCGGUGGUAUCCACGGGCUGUGAGCCCCAGUGUGCCUGGUCAGACUGGCUGGACUACAGCUACCCCAUGUCGGGGCCCUCUGGCGGGGACUUGGAGACCUACUCCAACAUCCGCGCGGCUGGAGGGGCCGUCUGUGAGCAGCCCCUGGGCCUCGAGUGCCGCGCCCAGGCCCAGCCUGGUGUCCCCCUGCGGGAGUUGGGCCAGCUCGUGGAAUGCAGCCUGGACUUCGGCUUGGUCUGCAGGAACCGUCAGCAGGUGGGGAAGUUCAAGAUGUGCUUCAACUACGAAAUCCGUGUGUUCUGCUGCAACUACGGCCGCUGCCCCAGCACCCCGGCCACCAGCUCCACGGCCACACCCUCCUCCACUCCGGGGUCAACCUGGAUUCUCACAGAGCCAACCACUACAGCCGUCACAACAGCAGCCACGGGCUCCACGACCAUCCCCUCCUCCACUCCGGGGACCACCUGGAUCCUCACAGAGCCAACCACUACAGCCAUCACAACAGUGGUCACGGGCUCCACAGCCAUCCCCUCCUCUACUCCAGGGACUACUCAAAUCACUGAAGUUUUUCCCACCACAACCACAAUGACUGCAGCCACUGGCUCCACGGCCAACCCCUCCUCCACCCCAGGAACCACCUGGAUCCUCACAGAGCCAACCACCACUGCCACCAUAACUGUGGCCACUGGCUCCAAGGCCACGCCCUCUUCCACUCCAGCAUCAACCUGGAUUCUCACAGAGCCGACCACUACAGCCAUCACAACAGUGGCCACGGGCUCCAUGGCCACGCCUUCCUCCACUCAGGGGACGACCGGGAGCCUCACAGAACCAACCAACACUGCCACCAUAACUGUGACCACCAGCUCCACAGCCAUGCCCUCCUCCACUCCAAGGAUGACCUCAAUCCUCACAGAGCCGACCACUACAGCCAUUACAACAGUGGCCACGGGCUCCACGGCCACACCCCCCUUCACUCCGAGGACGGCCAGGAUCGUCACAGAGCCAACCACCACUGCCACCAUAACUGUGGCCACUGGCUCCACGGCCAUCCCCUCCUCCACUCCAGGGAUGACCUCGAUCCUCACAGAGCCGACCACUACAGCCAUCACAACAGUGGCCACGGGGUCCACGGCCACACCCUCCUCCACUCCAGAGACGACCGGGAUCCUCACAGAGGUCUGCCGCUGGUCCAGCUGGUACAACGGGCACCACCCAGAGCCUGGUCUGGGAGGCGGAGACUUCGAGACGUUUGAAAACCUGAGGCAGAGAGGGUACCAGGUGUGCCCUGUGCCAGCCGACAUCGAGUGCCGGGCAGGGCAGCUUCCCGACAUGCCACUGGGAGAGCUGGGCCAGCAGGUGGACUGUGACCGCGUGAGGGGGCUGAUGUGCGCCAACAGCCAGCAGAGCCCCCCGCUCUGUCACGACUAUGAGCUGCGGGUUCUCUGCUGUGAAUACGUGCCCUGUGGCCCCUCCCUGGCCCCAGGCACCAGCCCCCAGCCCUCCCUCAGUGCCAGCACGGAGCCUGCUGUGCCUACCCCUACCCAGACCACAGCAACCGAAAAGACCACCCUGUGGGUGAUCCCGAGCAUCCAGUCAACAGCGGCCCUCACCUCACAGACUGGGUCCAGCUCAGGCCCCACGACGGUCACCUCCCUGGCCCCAGGUACCACCACCUGCCAGCCCCGGUGUCAGUGGACAGAGUGGUUUGAUGAGGACUACCCCAAGUCUGAACAACUUGGAGGGGACGUUGAGUCCUACGAUAAGAUCAGGGCUGCAGGAGGGCACUUAUGUGAGCAGCCUAAGGACAUAGAGUGCCAGGCCGAGAGCUUCCCCAACUGGCCCCUGGCUCAGGUGGGGCAGAAGGUGCACUGUGACGUCCGCUUCGGCCUGGUGUGCAGGAACUGGGAGCAGGAGGGCAUAUUCAAGAUGUGCUACAACUACAGGAUCCGGGUCCUGUGCUGCAGUGCCGACCACUGCGGGGGACGAGCCACGACCCCACCACCGGCCACAUCGCUGGAGACAGCCACCACCACCACCACCAGCACCCAGGUCCUGUUCUCAACGCUGCAGUCAACGAGUAGCCUGGGGGUGACCAGCACCACAGCAGUCCCCACCCUCUCAAAAGGACUGACAUCCCCCAGAUACACGGGCACCCUUGGUACAGCCACCACAGGAGGCCCCACGGUUCCUGCAGGCUCCACAGAACCCACUGUCCCAGGGGUGGCCACAUCCAGCAUUCCAACACGCUCAGUCCUGCCAGGGACCACGGGGAGUUCGGGCACAUGGCGUCCCUCACAGCCACCCACGCCAGCCCCAACGACAAUGGCAACCUCCAGAGCUCACCUGACAGGCACAACCAGCUCCAGCUCCAAACAGCCGCUGACCACGAGCCUGGCGCCGACACUCUCGAGCGAACUGUUCACCUCUCAGGCCGAGACCAGCACCCCCAGGACAGAGACGACACUGAGCCGCUUGACUGAGACCACCACUAGCCAGAGCACUACCCGCUGUCAACCGAAGUGUGAGUGGACAGAGUGGUUUGACGUGGACUUCCCAACCUCAGGGGUCGCAGGCGGGGACAUGGAAACUUUUGAAAACAUCAGGGCUGCUGGCGGCAAGAUGUGCUGGGCACCAAAGAGCAUAGAGUGCCGGGCGGAGAACUACCCCGAGGUAAGCAUUGACCAGAUCGGGCAGGUGCUGACCUGCAGCCUGGAGACGGGGCUGAUCUGCAAGAAUGAGGACCAGACAGGCAGGUUCAACAUGUGCUUCAACUACAAUGUGCGUGUGCUGUGCUGUGACGACUACAGCCACUGCCCCCACACAGCCGCCCCCACGCCCACCUCCUCCACACAGGCACCCAGACUCACCUCCAUGGGGGCCACCAGCCCCACAGUGACUGCCUCCACAGCCAUUGCAACCUGGAGCACGAAGUCACCAGCAGUAACAGGAUCCUCCACUCUGGCCACCACUCAAAUUGGCCCCAGCUUCUCCAAGACCACAGAGAGGGUGUCUCUCCCCAGUCCCUCUGCCCCUCCACCUUCCACCGCCAGCCUCCUCCCUACCAGGGGGCAGCAGACCUCCCAGGCUCCAUCCAUGCCCACCAGUCCAAUUGUGACCAGCACCCCCACAACGUCCCCCGUGGUGACCACCCGUGUGCACACAACCCUGCGGACUUCCAGCUCUGGGCCCACCAUCAGGACGACCCUGCCCUCUGGCCCCCCGUCUCCCAGCACGGGCUGUGUGCCUCGCUGCACCUGGACAGACUGGUUUGAUGAGGACCACCCCAGCUCUGACCCUGAUGGUGGGGACUUUGAGACCUUUGGGGUCAUCCGCUCUGCUGGCCAUACCUUCUGCGAGCAUCCAUGGGACAUUGAGUGCCGCUCUGAGAAGGAGCCCAACCAACCCCUGGAGGCCCUGGGGCAGGUGGUGCAAUGUGACGUGAGCAUUGGGCUGGUGUGUAGGAACCGUGACCAGUCUGGGCCCCUGUGGUACUGCCACAACUUUCAUGUGCGGCUGUUGUGCUUGGCCACCAGCUCCAUGGCCACGCCCUCCUCCACUCUGGGGACGACCGGGAUCCUCACAGAGCCGACCACUACAGCCAUCACAACAGUGGCCACAGGCUCCACGGCCAUACCCUCCUCUACUCUGGGAACAACCGGGAUCCACACAGAACCAACCACCACUGCCACCAUAAGUGUGGCCACCAGCUCCACAGCCACGCCCUCCUCCCCUCCGGCGUCAACUUGGUUCCUCACAGAGCUGACCACUACAGCCAUCACAACCAUGGCCUCGGGCUCCACAGCCACCCUGACCUCCACCCCGGGAACAACGUACCCUCCCAAAGUGUUGACCAUCACAGCCACCACACCCACAGCCACCAGCUCCAAAGCAACCCCCUCCUCCACUCCGGGGACGACCUGGAUCCUCACAGAGCCGACCACUCUAGCCACCCCGACUGAGGCCACUGGCUCCACAGCCACCAUACCCACAGCGCCCAGCUCCUCAGCCACCCCUUUCUCCAGCCCAGGGACUGCAGGCACCCUUCCAGUGCAGACCACUACAGCAACCACGACCAUGGCCACUAGGUCUACUGCCAUCCCCUCCUCCACUGUGGGAACAGCUGGCACCCCCAAAGUGCUGACCACCAUGGCCACCAGGCCCACAGCCACUGGCUCCACGGUUCCCAGCUCGUCCACCCUGGGGACCACCCACACCCCCGCAGUGCGCCCCAGCAGCCUGCCAGCCUUCAGCGUGUCCACUGUGUCCUCCUCAGUCCUCACCACCCUCAGACCCACUCACUUCCCCAGCUCCCACUUCUCUACUCCCUGCUUCUGCAGGGCAUUUGGACAGUUCUUCUCACCUGGGGAAGUAAUCUACAAUAGGACAGACCGAGCCGGCUGCCAAUUCUAUGCUGUGUGCAACCAGCACUGUGACCUCGACCGCUUCCAGGGCACCUGCCCCACCUCCCCACCACCAGCGUCCUCCACCCUGCUGCCCUCGCCCUCCCCUGCCCCUGGCUGUGACAAUGCCAUCCCUCCCCGGCAGGUGAAUGAGACCUGGAUCCUGGAGAACUGCACGGUGGCCAGGUGCGUGGGUGACAACCGUGUCGCCCUGCUGGACCCAAAGCCCGUGGCCAAUGUCACCUGCGUGAACAAGCACCUGCCCAUCAAAGUAUCGGACCCGAGCCAGCCCUGUGACUUCCACUAUGAGUGCGAGUGCAUCUGCAGUGUGUGGGGCAGUUCCCACUAUUCCACCUUUGACGGCACCUCUUACACCUUUGAGGGCAACUGCACCUAUGUCCUCAUGAGAGAGAUCCACGCACGCCUUGGGAAUCUCAGCCUCUACUUGGACAACCACUACUGCGUGGCCUCUGCCGCUGCCGCCAGCUGCUCCCGCGCCCUCAGCAUCCACUACAAGUCCAUGGAUAUCGUCCUCACCGUCACCACGGUGCAUGGGAAGGAGGAGGACCUGAUCCUGUUUGACCAAAUUCCGGUGAGCAGCGGUUUCAGCAAGAACGGCGUGCUUGUGUCUGUGACGGGGACCACCACCAUGCGCGUGGACAUUCCUGCCCUGGGUGUGAGCGUCACCUUCGAUGGCCACAUCUUCCAGGCCCGGCUGCCCUACAGCCUCUUCCACAACAACACCGAGGGCCAGUGCGGCACCUGCACCAACAACCAGAGGGACGACUGUCUCCAGCGGGACGGAACCACUGCCACCAGCUGUAAGGACAUGGCCAAGACUUGGUUGGUCCCUGACAGCAGAAAGGACGGCUGCUGGGCCCCGACCGGCACGCCCCCCACUGCCAGUCCCCCGGCCCCGGUGUCUAGUGCACCCACCCCCAGCCCGUGCCCGCCGCAACCACUCUGUGAUCUGAUGCUGAGCCAGGUCUUUGCCGAGUGCCACGACCUUGUGCCCCCGGGCCCAUUCUUCAAUGCCUGCAUCAGCGACGGCUGCCAGGGCCGCCCCGAGGUGCCCUGCCAGAGCCUGGAGGCCUACGCAGCGCUCUGCCGCGCCCGGGGAGUGUGCAGUGACUGGCGAGGUGCAACCGGCGGCCUGUGCGAUCUCACCUGCCCACCCACCAAAGUGUACAAGCCGUGCGGCCCCAUACAGCCUGCCUCCUGCAACUCCAGGAACCAGAACCCACAACUGGAGGGGCUGGCGGAGGGCUGCUUCUGCCCCGGGGACCAGAUCCUCUUCAGCGCACACACGGGCACCUGCGUGCAGGACUGCACCUGCGUGGGACCUGAUGGGUUUCCCAAAUCUCCCGGGCAGCAGUGGAACAGCAACUGCCAGUCCUGCGUGUGUGAUGAGGGCUCAAUGUCGGUGCAGUGCAAGCCCCUGCCCUGUGAGGCCCAGGGUCCCCCCCCACCGUGCAGCCACCCCGGCUUCGUGACCGUGACCAGGCCCCGGGCCAAUGACCCCUGUUGCCCUGAGACCGUAUGCGUAUGCAACACAAGCACCUGUCACCAGAGCCCACCCGUGUGCCCGCCAGGGCAGGAGCUGAUCAGCACCCAGAAGGAGGGCGACUGCUGUCCCACCCUCCUCUGCAAACCUCAGCUGUGUUCCUACAACGGCAUCUUCUAUGGGGUUGGUGCAAUCUUCCCAGGGGCCCUUCCCUGCCACAUGUGUACCUGCCUCUCUGGGGACACCCAGGACCCAACAGUGCAAUGUCGGGAGGACACCUGCCACAAUACUACCUGCCCCCAGGGCUUUGAGUACAAGAGCGUGGCCGGGCAGUGCUGUGGGGAGUGCGUGCAGACCGCCUGCCUCACGCCCGAUGGUCCGCCAGUCCAGCUGAACGAAACCUGGGUCAAUAGCCGUGUGGACAACUGCACCGUGUACCACUGUGAGGUCGAGAGCGGAGUCUAUUUGCUGACCCCACAGCCUGCAUCCUGCCCAGAAGUGUCCAGCUGCAGGGGGAGCCUCAGGAAAACUGGCUGCUGCUACUCCUGUGAGGAGGACUUCUGUCAGGUCCGCGUCAACACGACCGUCCUGUGGCACCGGGGCUGCAAGACCGAGGUCAACAUCACCUUCUGUGAGGGCUCCUGCCCCGGAGAGUCUAGGUACUCGGCAGAGGCCCAGGCCAUGCAGCACCAGUGCACCUGCUGCCAGGAGAGGCGGGUCCACGAGGAGACGGUGCCCUUGCGCUGUCCCGACGGCUCGACUGUCCUGCACACCUACAACCAUGCUGUCUCCUGUGAGCUGCUUGCCUGGGGCCUGCAGGCUGGAGAACACAUCUGGGGGACAGUGAAGGACCCCCAGCAGCCACUGAGGGGCCAGGAAGCCUCUGGGAGGGCCAGGCAGGGGGGCGGUUACAGGCAGACUGUGACCUGGGGAGACGAGAGCAAUGCUCGUGCCUGGCUGCGGAAGCCUCUGCUGUGGGUGCAGAGUGGGGCCUUCCCCACACUGGGGCCUUCCCCACACUGGGGCCUGCCUCUGCCCUCUGCCCUCUGCCCUUGGAAAAUGGGCAUUCAUCCUGAAACCACCAAGCAGCUCAGAGAUGCCAGCAUCCUGAAAGAGAGCAAACACUCUGUCAGUAGAGAAAGACAAAGGCCAUGCGCUCAAGCUAUCAGGUUUAAUAGGAUGAUUUUAUUUUUUAAGAUUAGAGGAUAUGGAGGACAGAUUUGGAAAUCUCAACACUUUUUCUAG